AAGCGGAUGUUGACGGGUUGUUUUAAAGUGUUGGUGCUAACGGUACUUUUUUAAAAUCAAUUUAAUGUCAUAUCAUUGAACCGAGUAUAUUUUACUCUUACGUCGAACAUAGCCAGUCUGAUCAUGUUAAUAUUACCGCCAAGAUGCGCUGAAUUACUGUCGGUGUUAAGAAUAACCAGGAAUUGGAAAAUGAUGCUGUUUCCAUGGAGAUGAAAUUAUACGAUGAACAACAACUUGCUAGCUAACGUUAGCUGCUGACAAUUUAGAUAGCUGUUUGUUUACAUAGCAUACCUUAUAAAUACAAAUAGAUGAUAUUGUUAUGAAUGUGAAGAGAGAUGCCAUCGGGGUUUCAGUCCUCAAAGCACCAGAGUUUGGGGCUUUCCAGGAAUAAUGGUGCUCGUGUUUUACAUUUUGAACCUCCACCGGACCAUACAAAAUUAACACAAGCAGCAGCAGAGGCUGCUGAAAACCAUGACAUCGCUCAUCGGCUGAGAUUCAACACUCUGACUCUGGAUGAACUGAGUGAGGAGCUUGAUAGGUGCACCAAGGAAACCCAGCAACUUCAAGAAGAAGUAGAAAAUGCAACAAAAGAAGCCUUGGAGAGGUUUGGAUGCACUAAUGUCUAUGACCCACCUGGAGAUUUCACCAUUCUUUCAACCCACCAGCAGGCAUCAACUCAGCCCAGGACGGUCUGUGAUCUGGAUAAGUUGAACCAAGACAUGGCCCUCAGCUCUCCAGGAAAGGAGGGGCUGGUUAAUGCAGUAGAUGACUGUAUUCAACAUCUGUCUGACUUGCAGCUCCACAAGUCAAAUGAUCAACUUGAACAAGACACAUUGAGUUUUGACAGAGCCAUCAUGAACCUGCAGACUAAGCUGCAAAGAGUUCAGAUGGAGAAGGAUGUUCUGUCUGACCUCAGAUUGAAGGAUUCAAGGAAACAUGCUGAUCAGAUGGAAAAGAUGCUGUGCAUGUUGGAAGAGCUCCAAAACAUCAAAAGGGUCGCGGACCAGAAGCUGCAGGACACAGAGGCUGAGACUUUGGCACUUAACAGGAAAGUAGAGACACUGGAACAUAUUAUAAAGGAAACAUACUCUUCACUGUUAUCUCAUGAAACACCGUGUGGAAACCACACUGUCACUAGUCAGAACUUCACCACAGGUUCGGUACAGCUAUUUCCGACUGCUGAGUUAACUGAGGAAUUUAAUGAUAGGACAGACAAGAUGGACAGGAGACAUUGUUUGCCAGUAGAACAUCUGGGGAGUGAACAGUGCAGUGGAACAGAUGAGCAAAAGGAAAGAAUGGAAGACCUAAUUGCACAUCUUGGCCAGGAGAUGGCACUGUUAACUGACAAACUGAGCUCAUCCAAAAACAGCAGUAUUAGUUUAAGCGUCAAGUUGGAGCAGCUAAAGAAAUUUGGAGAGAGACAGACUUCACUGCACCAGUACCAGCUCAUUCAGGCUCAGUCUCAGCUGAUGGAUGCCCAGAAUGAGAGAGAGCAAGCUUUACAGCAGGCAGAGGAGCUACAGUCACGGCUCGACCAACUUAAGACAUGUGGUGAGCAGCAGCACUGUGAGCUCCAGGGGCAGGUGAAGGCCCUAAGAGGACAGCUGGAAGUGGCCUGGGAGCAGCUUCGCAGAGCUGGGGAGGAGAAAACCUGCCUCCAAACCCUGCUAGAGCAGAAGGUUCAGGAAGGGAGGAAAUCCCAGGAACUCCUGUGGGAGAAAGACAGGGAACUCCAGCUCAGACAGCAAGAAGACCAACAGCACCUUUCCAGUUUGGAAGAGGCUCAGAGCCGGUGCCAGAUCCUGCAUGCAAAAGGAGAAACACUGAGGCUGAAGCUGGAGGACAGCAAGAAGAUGAUAGAUGUUCUAAGGUUGCAGAUGGAGAGCAGCACCCAGAUGGCGAUGCAGCACAGCCGCACCAUUGACAACCUUCACCAAGAGAACAGCCUUCUCAGCAACCAGCUAAACCAGCACAAGCUGGAGAUCCAGCAGCUUAGGACUGAGUUAGAGCGGCACAAAUCAGACCAGUCUGCUGCUAAGCAUGAGAGACAGCAGCUACAGGCCUCUGUGGCUGAGCAAAGGCAGCGUGUCCAGGAAAAGACUCUGGAGAACCAGCAGCUCACCAGCCAGCUGGAGCUCCAGGGCAUGCAGUUACUCACCCUCACUAAGGAGCACAAGGAGCUGCAACAGCUCCACAGCUGUAAGGACGAGGAGUGGGAGGGUAUGGUGCUGAAGCUUCAGCAUCAGCUAAGGAUCACCCAUGAUGAGCUGGACCAGGUCAAGAGCACCGUGAGGACCUUGGAAGGAACUGAUGGGCAUGGCCUCCAAGUAGCCAUGAGCAUGCAGAAGGAAAUCACUGCCAGAAGAGAGCAGGUCGACUCUUUGCAGAGCAAAAUCCACCGUCUUGAGGAGGCUAUGGAAAAGCUGUAUCAGGAGAAGAGCUGCCAAAUCCUGGAGAGCCAGCGUCAGCUCCAGGAGCUUACCUUUGUCAGGGAGGAGAAGAGACAACUCGCCAGUGAGCUAGAGGCCAUUCGCUCCAAAGACCAACAGCUGAGAGAACGGAUCAGCAAGUUGGAGGCAAUCCUUCACAAGAUGUCAGAGAGCUUUGCCGACUGUCAAGAUUUCAUUCAGCUGCAGGAGCAGGAGUUUUUCCAGCUGAAACUCCAACAUGCCCUGGACCUGAAGGAGCUCGAAGGUCAGAAUUUGCGCACAGCUCUGAAUGUAUCUCCACCUGUCCUGGACUCUUUUACCCCGUCUGCACUCACUGCUCCACCCUUUUCCCAGCAUGCCUCUAACACUCAGAUCAAGAGGCAGCAGGACAGCCCUGCCAGGGAGCUCAGGUCUCUCGUUAAAGAGCUACGAGGAGUGAUUUCAGAGAACCACAGACCACACACUGAUAACGGUGCUGCUGACUGCAGCUUCUACAGGAGGAGAUCUGCACCAGAGAGAGUGCACAGAACCACAUUCAGCACUGACAAGGCUGAAGAAAUAAAAGCUGGCUUUGAACUUAGAAGAAAAACGUGCUACAGUGAGCCACAUCUACUGAAUGCCGCUGAGCUGAACAGGAAGACAGCCCACAGCAAAUCCUUCAGUGAGACAAAGUGCCUGCAGCGAGGUACGCCUCCUUUCCCACAGCUCCUCUCACUGGGCCGCAAGUCACCUGUCCACUCUCUGCUGACCUCUGACCCAAACAGCUAACACUGACCUGACACUACACAACAGGCCUGACACUGGUUCCUCGUAUCAGGCCAUGGGGGACUGGACCUGUUCCAGCUGACAUUGAGCGGGAGGCGGUGUACAUCCUGGACAGGAGGCCAGUCUGUCACAGGGCUGACAUGUAGA
Monopterus albus (swamp eel) is the source of this 3341-nucleotide messenger RNA. Its product is annotated as coiled-coil domain-containing protein 158. Lineage: Eukaryota; Metazoa; Chordata; Actinopteri; Synbranchiformes; Synbranchidae. The transcript has 23 exons. The record is from RefSeq and is a predicted model, not a curated record. Bases 336 to 3197 code for a protein of 953 amino acids.